AUGCCCAAGAGGAAGGUCAGCUCAGUGGAAAAGACAGGCAACUACGAGGCCAGUGCAGGUCAGCCAGGCUGUCCGCAAAGCCGCCCUUGUGAAAGUGGAAGCAAAGCCAGAAAAAAAGCAGUGAGAGUGGAUAAACCUUCAGACAAAAAAUUGCAAGAAAACAGAAAAAGCAGCACAAAGGGCAAGCAGGCCAAAGCGACUAAGCCAGAGACUAAGGAAGAACGGAGAGACAAAGAGGAGGAGAGGCCAGCCUCUGAGGAAGCGGGAGCGAAGGGAGCCAAGGCUGACUAG
This is a messenger RNA of Jaculus jaculus (lesser Egyptian jerboa), 291 nucleotides long. RefSeq names its product non-histone chromosomal protein HMG-14-like. NCBI's taxonomy places the organism in Eukaryota, Metazoa, Chordata, Mammalia, Rodentia, Dipodidae. The transcript has a single exon. The record is from RefSeq and is a predicted model, not a curated record. Bases 1 to 291 code for a protein of 96 amino acids.